CAAAAAAGCUUUCAGUGUACUUAUUUUUGUUUAUAAAAAUAAAUGCAUGUUUUUGUUGAUUUUAAUUUUAUAAUAAUUAUAUCAAAAAAAUCAUUAUGGAUACCGUGUAGGAUAUCGAGGAUACAAUACGACAUGGAAUUUGAUUGUUAGUUUCAUACGGUUCGGGCAGUAAUAAAAUCCUAUUUAGAAAAACGCGAUGUUAGAUAGAUGUUAUAAAAAAUACCUACACAUAUGGCUGCUAGGCCGUUUAGCUGAAUUACAAAUUAUUAAUUUAUCUGUAGUAAAUUUUAUAAACAUUAUUUAGCCACCAUUUUGGACUGACAAUAUGGUGAACUAGUUGAGUGUUAUGGCUCUCCUCUCCUCGGGUGAGGCAUGCGGCAUAUGUAUAUGUAAUACGGACUGAUGAUAAUAAUGAUGAUCGAUCUAAGUAAUCCAAAAUAUUCAAAUAAGUAUAGAUACGUCAUGAAUUGGGCUGUUUUUUUGCCGAAUUUACGGGAUCGGCCUUUGUCUAUUUUUCAUUUUCAUUUCAUUGGCAUAACGAACAAGCUAAUUUAAAAAGUAUACCUAGCUUUAUUUUCAAUAUAUUAUUCUAGCCUAAAAAAUCAGUUCAGUGCAGUCUGAGUAAAUAUUUGCCUCGUGAUAAUGGCUGGUCGAGGGGCCAUUCCUUCGGAACGAGGCUCUUCCCGAACAAUGUGUCUUUAUUUGUUGAUGAUGGACUUCUUCCUAGAGUGUAGGUGACCGCUAACCGUCCACCUGGACCGCCGGGUGGUGGCGCCGCGGCCGCAGCAGCCGGCGGGGGUGCCGGAGUAGCCCCCGCUCCCCCGGAGUGCACGCCCUGCAUUGUCUGUGAUCGAGCUGCGCCGCGCUGCAGCGUCGCGUCGCAGAACAAAAACAAACUUAUUGAUUUACCGCUUCAUAGCUUUAUACAUUCAGGAGGUCAUAAUUUUCUCAAGAGCACUAAAUUUUUUAAUAUAUUUUCAGGUUGCCUAAUUAAUUUUACCUAAGGCCACGAAGUUAUAAUUAAUACAGAUAUAUAUAAUUAUAUGAACGAAUUCUGCCAACAAUCAGCUGUGGUAAGAACAUCGGAUGAAACUUGGAGUAGCAUGUCGUUGAGUGAGACGUCUUGCUACCACACUGCAGAUAUGGAAGAAAACAAGGACGAACAAGUUGAGCCUACGGAGGACAGUCACAGGUCACGAAGUCCAAUAACAGUAACUGUGCCUCGGACCUUGAGACUGUCGGGGAGCCGCAGCACCAGGACGCGCCGGCUGUCGUCGCCGCCCCCCGCCCCGCGCGCCGCGACCCCCGCCCCCCGCGCCGCGCCCCCCGCGCCCUCGCCCGCCGGGUCGCCGCCGCUCCGCCGCUACCGCCUCGGCUCGCCCGCCCGCGCCGGCCCCUCCGCCGCCACCGACGCCCCCAGCUCCAAGCACUACGGAUUAUCGAAGCCUUCUAGUCCAGCUCGCCGUCACCGCUACCCACCGUCUACUGUAUCGCUUUCAUCUCACGAUCUGUCCUUCGACUCAUCAUCUCUUUUUUCAAAGGAUAGAAGAAGUUCGCGUGCGACGAGUCCUGAAGAAAAACGAAGGCGUAUGAUGUCGAUAUCAGAGGAGCACAGAGAUUUUGUAGAAUAUAUUAUGCAAAAACAUAAUAAUAAAACAAAUUCAAUUGAAGGAGCUCACAGCAUGAUCCCGGAGUUCGACCCGGACGCGCCGGGACAGUCGGCCGAGCAGUGGCUGCGCGCGGUGGCCGACACGGCGCGCACCGCCGGCUGGAGCGACUCCCAGAUCGUAUUCUACGCACUACCGAAGCUAGCCGGUAAUGCCAAGACGUGGUACCUGGGAAGAAGUUCCGAGGAACUUAGCUGGAAACAAUGGCAGAAGAAAAUAUUAAGAACCUUCUCAGAAGAUCGAAACUACGCGGAUCUUCUAUCUGAGAUGCUCAGUAGGAAGAGCACGGCUGAAGAAUCACUGGAGGAUUAUUUCCACGCGAAGGCCCGGCUGGUGAAGGCGUGCGGGCUGUCGCGCCGCCGCGCCGUGGACUGCAUCGUCAGCGGCAUCGCCGACGCCGACGUGCGCUUCAACGCGCAAUGCUCCAGGUUCAAGAAACCGUUCCAUUUGCUCAAAUACAUACGCCGUAUAUCGAAAAGAAAACCUGUUUUGCCCAAGCAAGAUAUUCCGAAAAAGAGUACUGAAAAAAAUAAAAAACAGCGAGAAACUCGAUCGUACUAAUUGAAAUUAUGAAUAAUAUACAAAUAAUCAGUCAAUUAAUAAAAUUCCAUCUGCAACCCACUGAAGUUUAAGAAGCAAAAAAUUCUGGUUUGAAAAAUAGUAUUAUAUUCAUUAUUAAUGUCUAAAUAAAUGAACUAGGUUGUGUGUAUGGAACUCUGUAUUUAUGAACGAUUUCUUGUAUUCCUGUUGUUAUUUCUGAUUCGUUGUUUUAGAAAAUAAUUAAAAAUAACUAAUUUUACAUUAUAUUGGUUGGACCUUAAAAUUUAUAGAUAGAUAGAAUAAAGACACUUUUAGGUGUACACCAAAAAUAAUUAUUUAAGUAUAGUUUAUCAUUCUAAUUUAUUUGCUUUAUCUAUUUAUUUACAUAAAUAUUAUGUAAUUACGGUUUAAACCCAUAUUUAUCAAAUAGAACUAUAUAUUUAUUUAUUUUCUUUAUAUUUUAUACAUAUAUAUACCUGUCCCACCCCAGACCUUUACAGCUUAGGUGGUGGUGAACCUGCGGUUUAGUAUGUCCCACGGGCGGGCGGUGCGCGGUGUCACACGGGCCACGGCGGUGUGCACUGUCCCGCCGCCGGCUGCGCCCCGGCCGGGCUGGGCGGCCGGGCUGGGCGGGCGGGCAGCCUGCGCCCCGGCCGCGCUGGGCGGGUGGGCGGCCUGCUCGCCACUAGUAGUGCUCCACCCGGCCGCAGCACUCACCUCACUCAGUUACCAUUACUAUUGUUUUAAAUGGACUGCACGGAAAAAAAAAAUUGUUUUUUUAAAGUAGGUACUUUAUAAAUUAGAUAUGAUAUUUCCGGAGACAAAAAAAUAUGUCUACAGGGUAUCACAAAAAGUAUUAUAAACUAUUGUUAUUCUAUUAAACUUAUAACUUAGCGACACUUGACAGUGAUUACGUAAUUUAGAAAAAAAAUGUAAGAAAAGAAAUGAAUGGAAACGUAACCUAACCUAAUUAAUACCUAUGUUUUUUGGAAAAUUCAUGUAUGAGAAACUUUAAUUAUAAGUACCUAUGUCAUUUAUAAUAAUGAACACGUAAGCUAAAUAAAUGAUGAAUUUUGGGAUGUCUAUGUCUAGUCAAUAUAAGGAAAAUAUAGUUACUGUAUUACUUACCACAAAAACCUUUAAACAUUGUUUAACAAGUUUUUAAGACGAAAUUUGACAGAUUUUGUAGGAUUUUGUCUAAUUUGUUGUGGUAAGGCCCUUAUUGUCUUCGAUGUAUUCCAUAUUUUCAACAGUUAAAUUCAGAAUAAAGUUCUGUUUAAUUUAUACUCAACUAUACUACCAUCCUUUCUCUUACGUAAUUAAUAUAAAUGU
Molecule: messenger RNA, 3539 nt
Organism: Plutella xylostella (diamondback moth)
Lineage: Eukaryota; Metazoa; Arthropoda; Insecta; Lepidoptera; Plutellidae
Source: RefSeq, a predicted model, not a curated record